CUUAUCCACCAUGAUCGGCGUCGUGGGUGUUGUAUCGCUGGCAGCUCUGGGAUUCACAGCUUGUAUUUCAUUAAAUCUCUCUGUGGUCAUCAUUUAUCUGAAGGACUGGAUGAACGGUCAGAGGUUGUCUGCACUUGACCAGAUCUUGCUGAGUACAACACUCACCAGCAUAACCCUGCAGCUCUCCAUAUCCUUUGAUGCUGUUUUAUAUUUUGCCCGGAUGUAUGCUGUCUUUAGUGAUUUUGUAUAUUUGUGCAAUGUAGCCUUGUUUUUUUAUCUCCUCGAGCUGCAUUUUUGGCAGACUGCUCUGCUUUCUGUCUACUAUUGUGUAAAGCUUGUCAACGUCUCUCACUGCUUUUCGUCAUGGCUGAAAACUAAAAUGUUGACCUCCCCAAACCAGCUUGUGCUGGCAUUAGACAUUGCUCUGUUCCUCUUGGCUCUGCCUCUCAUUUGGAGCAUCCAGAUAAGCAACCUCAAAGACCCGACGCGUAAUUCAAGUGUUAGCGGUUAUAUGGUUUCCUUGCAUAGCAUCUAUGAUGUAUUCAGCAUGACCAUUGGUUGUAUCGUACCGUUCACUAUCACCUUCACCUGCAUUGUGCUGAGUGUAAGGUCUGUCAUCAGCCAUGUCUGGAGAAUCAGACAAAACGCCUCUGGAUUCAGCUUCUCUCCUCAGAUCCGAGCUCAUGUCCGAGCUUCGACUACAAUGCUUCUGAGCGAGGCAGUCAACUUGUCCUUGAUCUUCAACGUACUUGUCCUAUUUCAGACCACAGUUAUUGCAGGAACAAUAUUACAUUUCAUUUACUGGUUCAUUUUCAUGGUUCACCCGACGAUCCAGGUCAUUGUUCUGAUCACCGGAAACUCCAAGCUGAAGAGUCGACUGCAAAUAAAAUGUCAAUAA
Messenger RNA from Bufo gargarizans (Asiatic toad), 898 nucleotides. Its product is annotated as taste receptor type 2 member 9-like. Lineage: Eukaryota; Metazoa; Chordata; Amphibia; Anura; Bufonidae. The record is from RefSeq and is a predicted model, not a curated record. Bases 11 to 898 code for a protein of 295 amino acids. Gene Ontology annotation, cellular component: membrane. Gene Ontology annotation, biological process: detection of chemical stimulus involved in sensory perception of bitter taste; sensory perception of taste; G protein-coupled receptor signaling pathway. The transcript has a single exon. Gene Ontology annotation, molecular function: bitter taste receptor activity; G protein-coupled receptor activity.